Zalophus californianus (California sea lion) is the source of this 1549-nucleotide messenger RNA. RefSeq names its product rogdi atypical leucine zipper (gene ROGDI). The transcript is spliced from 11 exons. Gene Ontology annotation, cellular component: RAVE complex. The coding region runs from base 124 to 993 and encodes 289 amino acids. The record is from RefSeq and is a predicted model, not a curated record. NCBI's taxonomy places the organism in Eukaryota, Metazoa, Chordata, Mammalia, Carnivora, Otariidae.
GGGGCGGGAGCGCGCGCAGCCAAUCGGCGGCGGGGGUGGGCCCGGGCGCCGCGGGCGCACUGACGGCCGGUGGACCGAGCCUGAAGCGGACUGCGGGCCGGUGACCGUUGCUGAGCGGCGGCGAUGGCGACCGCGAUGGCAGCGACGGCGGCGGAGCGAGCAGUGCUGGAGGAGGAGUUCCGCUGGCUGCUGCACGACGAGGUGCACGCCGUGCUCAGGCAGCUGCAGGACAUCCUCAAGGAGGCCUCGCUCCGCUUCACUCUGCCAUGCUCUGGUACGGGCACCGAGGGGCCUGCCAAGCAGGAGAACUUCAUCCUUGGCAGCUGUAGCACAGACCAGGUGAAGGGCGUGCUGACUCUGCAAGGGGACGCGCUGAGCCAGGCGGACGUGAACCUGAAGAUACCGCGGAACAACCAGCUGCUGCACUUCGCCUUCCGAGAGGACAAGCAGUGGAAGCUGCAGCAGAUCCAGGAUGCCAGGAACCACGUAAGCCAGGCCAUUUACCUCCUUGCCAACCGGGAUGAAAGUUACCAGUUCAGGACAGGAGCAGAGGUCCUCAAGCUGAUGGAUGCUGUGAUGCUGCAGCUGACCAGAGCCCGCAACCGCCUCACCACCCCGGCCACCCUUACUCUGCCUGAGAUCGCUGCCAGUGGCCUCACGCGGAUGUUUGCCCCUGCCCUGCCCUCCGACUUGCUUGUCAACGUCUACAUCAACCUCAACAAACUCUGCCUCACCGUCUACCAGCUGCAUGCCCUGCAGCCCAAUUCCACCAAGAACUUCCGCCCAGCUGGAGGCGCCGUGCUCCACAGCCCUGGGGCCAUGUUUGAGUGGGGCUCCCAGCGCCUGGAGGUGAGCCACGUGCACAAGGUGGAGUGUGUGAUCCCAUGGCUCAACGACGCCCUCGUCUUCUUCACUGUGUCCCUGCAGCUCUGCCAGCAGCUCAAGGAUAAGAUCUCCGUGUUCUCCAGCUACUGGAGCUACAGGCCUUUCUGAGCAGAGCACCCAAGAGCCUGACCCCCAGGGAAAUGGCCCUUGUCCCCCUCACCCAUCCCCCCAAGAAUGCUGGCCAGAGCCAGAACCGGGCAGCCUGGGCUAUUAUUUAUUUUCCUCUUCAUCCCAUCCUGCCCAUCACAUUUGCACAGAUGGAAAUGAACACUGGAACCACUGAGAGACAGGGAUGCUGGCUUCCUUUUCAUUUCGUAGGGGGUGGUCAGGAAGGUGGGACGGGGGGCGGCCAGGAAGGCAGAGCCCAGAGGUGGCCCACAUUCCAAACCCUGCCCUCCCUGCACAGCAGGAACCUUUGGACCCAGGGUGGCACCAGGCCCAGGGGCCCUCCUUCCCCCUCCUUUUUCUGCCUUCUGAGCUGCCCCAGGAUGGUACGAGCAGCGGCACGCCCCCCUCCAGUGGAAGGUGAGGAGUGGGUGGUGGCCCUAAGCUGUGAGUCAGGAGGGCAGACAGAAAGCCAUCCACCACCAGCUGUGAUACCCUUGAAUGCGUCUGCUCCAUGUCCCUCACAAGGCCUCCAGGAAAUAAAGAUCAUCUGACUUUA